Talaromyces stipitatus ATCC 10500 is the source of this 1356-nucleotide messenger RNA. RefSeq names its product gram-negative bacteria binding protein, putative. Gene Ontology annotation, molecular function: hydrolase activity, hydrolyzing O-glycosyl compounds. NCBI's taxonomy places the organism in Eukaryota, Fungi, Ascomycota, Eurotiomycetes, Eurotiales, Trichocomaceae. Bases 1 to 1356 code for a protein of 451 amino acids. The record is from RefSeq and is a predicted model, not a curated record. The transcript is spliced from 6 exons. Gene Ontology annotation, biological process: carbohydrate metabolic process.
AUGGACGUCCGCAACCCUUUCUCAGACAGUGCGGCACCCAGUGUUGUGGCUAGUGUUGCAUCCGGUGCUACCCAUUCUGCUCAAGACAGUAUUGGUGAGUUCCCUUUUCGAGAUUCAACCUACACUCGUGCGCCUGUGAAACGGAGAUUUAAGAGCUAUCUCUUAACCGGCGAAUAUGAACGGCCUUGGGUGAACGACAAGCGGUUGAAGAGGAUCCGUGUGAACAAUUAUAUCAUCUGGGGGUUCCUUGUCGCCGGAUUGGCUGUCAGUGGUUAUAUCAAUUACCACGCAACGACACAAGUCCCCAAGCAUAACUAUUGUCUCAUCUUAGACGAUGAUUUCUCGUCCUUGGAUACGAGUGUGUGGACUCGUGAAGUUCAGGUCGGUGGCUUUGGCACUGGGGAGUUUGAGUGGACUACUACCGACGACCGCAAUGUCUUUGUAGAUGAGGAAGGUCUUCACAUUGUCCCAACUCUUACCACAGAUACAACACCCAUCACCGCGGCUGAGAUAACCAAUGGCUAUACGCUGAAUCUCACCAAAGCCGGCGGCGAUGGUACUUGCACAGGAACAACAAAUGAAGCAUGCUCGGUGCGCUCGAACAGUACAUUGGGAAAUGUAAUCAACCCAGUUCGCUCGGCACGUUUGAACACGAACGGCAGUAAAUCUAUCACGUACGGUCGUGUUGAAGUAGUUGCCAGAUUUCCAGCCGGGGACUGGCUGUGGCCAGCAAUUUGGAUGAUGCCUACGAAUAGUGCUUAUGGACCAUGGCCUGCCAGCGGCGAGAUUGAUCUUUCGGAAAGCCGAGGAAACGACAUCUCCUAUGUCAACGGUGGCCGGGAUGUCAUGUCGAGUUCCAUUCACUGGGGCCCGAACUCUGACUUAGACGCAUUCUGGCUUUCAACACGCGGCAAGUCCCUUCGCCGGACAGACUUUAGCAAAGAGUUCCAUACCUUCGGCCUUGAAUGGUCUGAGGAAUACUUGUUUACGUGGGUUGAUAAUCCACUCCAACAAGUCAUGUAUUGGUCUUUCCCCAAGAACACAAACAUGUUCCAACGCGGCCGAUUCACCGGCCGGACGGCGAACAAUUCUCUAGUGACCGACCCAUGGUCGCAUACUGGCAGACCAAACUCUCCAUUUGACCAACCUUUCUACUUAAUCCUGAAUGUCGCCGUUGGAGGUACGAAUGGGUGGUUCAAGGACGGCAUUGGGAAUAAACCCUGGACAGAUGCGGGCCAUGGUCCUGCAGACUUCUACGCUAGCAUGGAUCAAUGGUACCCCACUUGGGCUAACGGGUCCUCUCGUGGGAUGACCGUGAAGUCGGUCAAGAUGUGGCAGCAAGGCGCCUGUCCUUGA